AUGCCUUCUUUGGAAACACUCCAUCAUCCCUGCAAGCGGCAGCAUCUCGAACAUCCUUCCGAAACAUUGGACCAUCAGCCGAAGAGACGGAAAUCCUGCCACCCCCAAGCUUAUUGGGAUAAUUUGUCAAAUGUUCAUUUAACCAGGAGUGCGAUAAAAGAAUUCGACCGACAAAACAGCUCUUCAGAUCUGCAGCGACCGCUUCAUAGGCCCAUCACUCGGCAGUUUCACAUUGGUCAAAAACUUUACCGUUGUUGUCCCGAAGAGCCUGUCCUACUUCCUGGCUUUCUCUGUGAUUGUUCAUCUAGUCACCCAAAGGAGAUAAAGAGAUUCUCGAGAUUGGGAGGGCCUGAUCUGUCUGAUUUGAGAAAUUACCCUAUCCCGAUGAGCUCAAGGACACCCAGUUCCCACCGUAGGAAACGUCGAGCAGAAUCUCCUCUGUCAUCAACCUCGAGAGGCACAAAGGCAACCACAAGAACUUCGAGCACCUCAGCUUUUAGUAGGAAUUUUCAACAGCAUUUAAUUGACCACGGAGUUUACCCGCACGGUUAUGAGUAUCCAGAUGGCCAAAGACCAGAAAAACCGAGAAACCUGCAAGAAAUCAAUGAAAGAUUGGCUCAACCCCGAGCUUCUCUUUCACCAUCAAGAUUCUCUGAGGAGGCAUUUGAAAACUUUGCCCGUGCAGAUGCACAUGCAUCUAAGGAGAAGCCGGUUAUAAGUUCAGUGAUUCCGAUUAUUGAUGGCGAUAUCGGCGAUCAUAAAUGUGUUGGAGGGGAUUACCCAUUUGGAAACCUUUCGCCCUUAACUAAUGGUACACUAGCUUCAGGCAAACCUGACCACUUCUAUGGCGCGCGACCUGAACAGCUCAAUCAUCAAAUCCGCGAAGAUCUUAGUCGCCAUAUUGUCCCAUCAACACAGGAUGAUCUCCCAAUGGUGCCGAACUUCUUUUUGGAGGCAAAGGGCCCCGAUGGAUCUCUCUCUGUAGCUACACGGCAGGCAUGCUAUGAUGGUGCAUUGGGAGCUCGGGGUAUGCAUUCUCUACAAUUCUACCAGCAAGAUGGACCGACCUACGAUCGCAAUGCUUACACUCUUACCUCGAUUUACCAUGGCGGUACACUAAAGCUAUACACCACCCACAUUGGAAAGCCUAAAAUUCCAGAUAGUCAUCCCGAAUAUUUUAUGACCCAGCUUCGAUCAUAUUCCCUGACUGAUACCUCUGAGACGUUUCGGCAAGGAGCUUGUGCAUAUCGAAACGCCCGAGAUUGGGCAAAGGAAAAGAGGGAUGAAUUUAUUGGGAUGGCAAACAAAAGACUCUCUGAGGCUUGCUCUCAACAUUCUUCUACCUCCCAGAACCAGGCGGCUUCUGAUUUGACACCCAUUUUGGAUGAUUCCGAUGGCUCAACGGAGCCUGAUGAGCAUCAAGAUGUCCAAUGGAGCUUCGCGGCUCCAAUUGAAUAUGGAGAAGAAGGGCCUCGCGGAAAGAAGCCGAGGAUCCGUGCCACUGAGUCCCUUGGCACUGCUGGCGAUGCGGCCAGCCACACAACUAGCGACAAGUCUCCCAAGCUUCCAAACUGA
Molecule: messenger RNA, 1575 nt
Organism: Blastomyces dermatitidis ER-3
Lineage: Eukaryota; Fungi; Ascomycota; Eurotiomycetes; Onygenales; Ajellomycetaceae
Exons: 2
Coding region: 1-1575 (524 amino acids)
Source: RefSeq, a predicted model, not a curated record